UCGGAACGUGACGUCGCGCGGUCCUGCUCGCGGGGCUGCGUACUCGCUGGACCGGAGUGCGCGUGCCGCGUUAUCGGGAAACGAAAUAACGUGGGAGAGCAUCGAGACACCUGUUCGCCAGCCACUGAAGAAAACGUUGGUGCUCGACCACGGGCGCUGUUCGUAGCCAUGUCUCCUGCGAGAUCUCCGUUGUGGAUAUCCAUCUCCGAGUAAGACUGUCUGGAGCAGCCAGUCAGCUGUCGCUCCGCGCAUGCACGCGGCGACGAGAGCGCUUCCGUUUUGCAAUGGAAACGAGGGGGUGAAAGCUUUUCCUUCCACCUUCAUUCAAAUGUAAACGACGGGUGCCACCUUCGUCGGUCGCGCCGGGCCAGCGUAAACGCCCCUGGGGUCAUCUGGAAUCCACCGGAAGUGCCGCGCUUUCACGCGUUCGGCGGAAUUUCACGCUCUUGCUGCCUCAAGCUACACGCAAACUCUCCAUCGCCGCCUCUCGUAUGCUUACCGAGCCUCGGCUUCAGUGGAGACGUUGACAUGGUAAUUUAUUCAACACAGUUGUGCUAUUGAACACUUCUUCUGUUCGCCCCAUGGUGAAGUUCUAACCCCCCAGGAGUGAACCGGCCGAGUAAACAAGUGCUACACUCACGCCACACGAAAUGUACGAAAUCGCCGAGAUGGUGUUGAACCUGCGUGUCUCUCUUUCCGCCACUUCCCCGAUGGCUCUCCAGAGCUGCUGGACUGACAAACCUUUGAGAAAACACGACGCAGGAAGCAGCUGCACAACUAGACGACAGCUCUCUCACCAGCGAGGUCUAGGAAUCUGAAGAGGCCUUCAGUAAUGACUGAGCUUCCCCAACACCGUCGUGCGUCCCUUGUGGUUCAGGUGGUGUUGUUGUGUGCGUGCUUCUGCCUACAACCCCUGGGGACGAAAGGUCGCGCGGAGACUUCGCCUGCGUGCAAGUUGUACGAAUUUUCAUGUGACAACGGGAAGUGCGUGGGUCCGAACCGCUACUGCGAUGGCACCGAUGACUGCGGAGAUGGGAGUGAUGAACCCGUCGCCUGCUCAAACUGCAACCGCACCUACUACGGCCAACAAGGCGCCAAGUACGCACUGCGCAUGAGUGAACCCUUUCAACGUCACCUGUCGUUCGUGUGUCGGAUGGAGUUCGUCGCUGCUGGUGGGGAGAUGGGAGACCUCGUGGAGAUCUCUUUCCUUUCCUUCCAAGUGGGAUUCUACCACCGUGCCAGCAACUCCAGUCCCAGCUGCCUGCAAGGCCAUAUGCAAGUCUCCGAAGAGCUCGAGAGAAACGCGCUGGCAGUGACGAGGCAGCCGUAUGUUCUGCAGGCCCUGCUUCUCACGAAGGAGCGCCCUCACCACCGUAGUCACCACAACACAAUUGCACGGCUAGCUUCGCCAGAUCGAGGAUCAUCUCCUCAAGUCCCACAUGUUAACAUCAGCCCUCUAGAGUUUGGUGGGUUUUGUGGGAGCCUCGUUGGUCGAAGUGCCGCCUUUUACAGCUCGCGUCCAAACGUGAGUCUAACUGUAACAUUUCCCGUCACGUCUACCAUCAAUAUGGCCACAGCAGGAGUGUUCCUCACUUAUCGCUUCCUGAAGAGGGCUGAAUCCCACCGUGACAGCGUAUACUACGGCGAUAAAGUAGCCGGAAGCUACUGCGACCGUGUGCUGACCAACUGCCACGAACAAAACUGUCGAGUUCGUUCACCGAAUUAUCCGGGUUUCUACUUGAGGAACGUCACCUGCACUUACCACGUCCACCAGACAUACUCGCCUCCAGGAAGAGUUGCACAGAUUGUGUUCCACCAGAAGAAUGAGUACAAGAUUAGCAUUCACAGUGGAUUAGCAAAUGCUGGCGGUAUUCUGGCCCUGACGACGGAAUGUGCCGGUGACGUGGUGCAGAUAUUAGACGGUGCUCCCGGCAGUGAACGUGAUGCGGUGGUGCUACUUCAGUUCUGCGGAUCUGGUCAACUUCCUGAAGUCAUUUCCUCUGGACCAGACGCUACUGUGCGGCUGGUGAGCGUCCCCUUCCAGCAACUCCUUGACUCCCGUGUCGAAAUGGAUGUGUCGGUGCGAUUCAUCGAUCCUACGGAGCUUCGAUUGGUCGGAAGGUCCUGCAAAUUUGUGGUCGACAGCUCUGAAAGGCGCUCUGGAAUUAUCUACACGCCGAGACAGACUCUUCCAGACAACACAAUAUGCACGUUCGAGUUCCGGGGCCGCUCACGCUUUGACCGCGUCUGGCUCUACUUCACCAGUUACUUCGUACCAGACAGACAACCAUGGUCCAGUGUCGAAAAAUGUGAUGUAAGUCAAUUGGAAAUCUACGAUUCUCCUGUGUUUGAUACAGGCUUUGUGCCACCACCAGUGCUGCAAGAGAGGUUCCAAUAUGGAAGACAUACUGGAGAAAAAAACGCCAGCGAUCACAGCGCUAUUGCAGGUUUCGUGGGACGCUUCUGUGAGAAGUCAAUACCUCGUAUCUGCAGCCACGCAAACGACUAUCCAAGCCUUGUGCCACCACGUCCAUGCCACGUAGAGACUGAAAGCUACCUGUCUAGCAGCCCGAGAAUGGCACUCUUGUAUAGAGUCUUUGGCAAUGGCGAUGUGACAUCACAGACGAGUUCCUUGGUUGCCCGCUACGAGUUCGUGGACACAUCUCAGAACGGUGCGCCAGUCAACAACAGUCAGUGCGACCGCGUGUUCCGCAGCACAACAAAGUCACGUGGUCGCGUAGCCUCACCGAGAAAUACAUUUUUCUAUGGUCGAGGGGGGCAACAAGACCUCGCCUGCACGUAUCGCUUCCAAGGCACUUCUUCUCAACGUGUACGCCUGCGGUUUGACAAAGUUUUCUUCGCUUCUGAAGGUUGCUCCACGGCGUACGAUCCCACUCAGUUGCGCUACACUUGUAAAUAUGAUAGCCGGCACUUUGUGGCUGCCUUUGGACCGAGUGCUGGUAAACAACGGCAUGCUGAACUCAGGAUCACAGAAUCGUGGUUGGCCAUUUCCAUACCAGCCGGCUGUAUAUGCAGCAACUCCACGUUUUUACCAUCUCCUUUAGAUGUCACAUCGGUGGGCAGUGAACUGCUCCUCAGCUUCGUCAUUGUUGGAAUGACUGUUGAUGAAGAUUUCACAAACUUUGGAUUUGAAGCGAGUUACGAGUUCUUGCCCCCAAAUGACUGCGGUGGAGACACGGGGCUCUUACGAGGAAUUGUUGGAGAAGCAUCACUGGCGCUCACAGCCACUAGCGAUGACAAUGGACUCGCUGGUCCAGGAAUGGGUGCGUAUCGCUCCGGUGUAUAUAAGCGCUGUCGGUGGCUUCUUGAGGCCGCCCCAGAGAAAUUCCUCUAUCUGAAUGUAAUCGGGGGAAAGCGGCAGUCUCGAAACUGCGGGGACAGCCGCCUGCUCGUGUAUUCUGGUGAAGACUUCACGCACACUACGAUCAUCUGUGCCGACUCUAGUAGUCACGACGAAGCGCAGGAAAGCAUAACCGGGGUCGACAUUUUCUCACCUUCCUGGUCCAAUGGCUCUAGCGUGAUGUCUUCGUCGUCGUCAACAAGGCCGGAGCGUUUGCUUCUCGAAACCCUCUGCACGGGAAGUUCCACUCCGUUCAGGGUCAGGUGGAUGGAGGUCACGCGGCCUUUCUUCAAAUCUAACACUGGACAGUCUUUCCGGAACGUGGACUGUCUCUACGAAUGCCCUGAACUGGAAGCCUGCAUUAGCCCUGAACUUUGGUGUGACGGAGAAACGCACUGCCCAUCUGGUUACGACGAGGUGCCAGAGAAUUGUACUCGGUUUCCUACGCUUCCUGUAGCGCUUGGUUGCGUCGGUGCUGUCGCCAUAUUUAUUCUCGCAUUUGCGACGCUAACACUGAUGAGACGUUCUUGCCAGUUUCGCAAAUCCAAAGCCGAUGGCACAGCAUCAGCAACUCGACAUGUUGGAUCAGAGGAAAUGCCCAUGGACAGCAUAUGACAGAAAGCUUCUGAGAAAACGAAAGCUAAACAAAGUUACCGCAUUGAGAACGUCAGUGUCACGGGUAGCAAAAUAUUAAAUGGUCGACAUUCCUAGCAGCUUGUGUUAAUGUCAUGAAAACGGGCGUUACAUAUCAUGCGCAUUUUGUGUAUCGCUGGCUGUGCAAGGAAGGUGCGAGAAUUCAAAAGGACACCUGCAAGCUCAAAUCAGCUGUCUUGUAACGGCGUCGAUUUCUGUACAUCGUAUUCGCAGUUUGGCGUAGUAGAGUGCGAGUUCUGCAAUUAUGAACACGUAUUUUUUUUUUUCAAUCCAAGAGUGGACGGCGGAUUAUGCACAUACUAUGUAACAAUACGGACAAGGCGUAGCUGUUUCGUUUCUCUGCGUUCUGAAGUGCUGUGUCGCCACCGAGCGAGGACGUCUGUAGCGAGAACUGUAAUAACAAAACCUAAAGGAAGGCGCUUUGGUGAGACCUAAAUGACACAAUCUCGCCCUAUCUUUAUGUGUGAAGCCUGUGGCGAGAGUGAAAGAUAUCAUUGCCAUCAUGGCAUAAGGACACCCUACUUUUGGACCACUGUGGAAACUGGCGUGAUGUGUUUUCUGAUGUGAUGUCCCUGAAAUGUGCUAUCUGACUGUCUGUAUUCCAUUGUGUAUUAGAGAGAGUGACUGGAUAUUCCCUAAUUUAUUUUUUAUAGUUUCGGCAAAUUCUGUGUGACCAAACAAAUGAUUUUUAAGUAUUACAGCUUCUCUGGCACUUGAAGAUAUUUUGGCAGAUUGACGAAGUUCUAUUUCUUUGUCAAUAUUUGCGCGUCGUGAGGCAGUUGACCCUUGUCGCUAUCUUGAGUUGCGGGACCGACCGUUGGCCAACGUGCAAGCGUUAUUACAUAAAGCAAGCUCUGUAAAUGUAAAGUGCGUACAAAAUACUUAAGUUACAGGCAUUUUAAGUUUCCGGGGGCACUUCAACUACAAAUAUUCGUAUAUGUGAGGCAUUGCAUGACAAAUUUGGAUUUGUUUCUUGCGUUGAUGAAGUUAUUUUAUAUAUUGGCGACUUUAUUACUGGUAGUUUUACAUGUCAAAUAACUUGUGAUUUCCUUUUUCACUUACGAGCAAUGACGUUACCUUUACAAGUACUGAUUAGCAUUUGCUUAGAAGUUAGUUAUAACUGCGGCAUCUAAUCAAAAUUUUGUGAAUUGUGAUAUGCACUUCUGUACGUACACAUUGAUGACAAGAAAAAGCAGGGCUUGUUUUGAAUAGAUGCGAUUAUAUAAAUUGCCUAUUGUAAGUAUGUCAAGACACCGAUCAUUGCAAAUUAAAACAUAUUUAGAGCAAAAAUACAAGUUACUGCGUUGUUGGGCGUCAUCCUUGAAUAAGUCACUGGGGUUGUAGGAAUAGGCCGUUGAAUUAAUAACAAUAACUUUAGUUAUCCCUUAGGAUGUUAAUUUUAAGGCUAGAUACUGAGUAUGUAUAUCGAACACAGCAACUAAUGGGUGAGAAAGGACGGACCAGAUACAAAUAUUUAGAUGGCUUGUUUGUAUGUGGAAUCUUUCUUAUUUGCCUCGACAAGAAAACAAUUAUUGCUUCAGAUUCGUGCUAUCCAAACAGUUGAUUGUCACUAUGAUAGCUACUUCUUAAGCAGGGUACUGCUACGGUGAACGCAUUAAUUUAUCAUGCUUUAAUUAUGAUCGAUGAACAUGAAAUCGGCACGUCUUUGUUGUAUCCCCUAGAAAUGUAGCGGCUCCCGGAAACAUAUUGCUAAAGAAACAUUCAGUCUGCGUUCAUUAAAUGUUUUCAAUGCCUUGCGACAAACUCAUGCAAAGGGUGGUAGUUUCUCGCUAGAGAUCGACAAGGUUAACGGAAACUGCUGUUGUAGCCCCAAUGUCAACCACUUGUGAUCAACCCAUCUAUGUGCCGUGAGUGUUGUGACCAAAGAAGAAUGUGACUGCCUACGUAUUUUGAACUUCAAUGAGCCCAGUUUUCCGCGAAAAUAAAUAUAAAAUUUUGCUUUUCUUUGUUA
Molecule: messenger RNA, 5987 nt
Organism: Dermacentor andersoni
Lineage: Eukaryota; Metazoa; Arthropoda; Arachnida; Ixodida; Ixodidae
Cellular component (GO): plasma membrane
Molecular function (GO): protein binding
Source: RefSeq, a predicted model, not a curated record